GAAACACUAGCGAACUUGGAGAGACAGAUCUAUGCUUUUGAAGGAAGCUACCUGGAAGACACUCAGAUGUAUGGCAAUAUCAUUCGUGGCUGGGAUCGAUAUCUGACCAACCAAAAAAAUUCCAAUAGUAAAAACGAUAGAAGGAACCGGAAGUUUAAGGAAGCUGAGCGACUCUUCAGCAAAUCUUCAGUGACAUCAGCAGCCGCAGUAAGUGCAUUGGCAGGAGUUCAGGACCAGCUCAUUGAAAAGAGGGAACCAGGAAGUGGAACAGAAAGUGACACUUCUCCAGACUUCCACAAUCAGGAAAAUGAGCCCAGCCAGGAGGACCCCGAGGAUCUGGAUGGAUCUGUGCAGGGAGUGAAACCUCAGAAGGCUGCCUCCUCUACUUCCUCAGGGAGUCAUCACAGCAGCCAUAAAAAACGAAAGAAUAAAAAUCGGCACAGCCCGUCUGGCAUGUUUGAUUAUGACUUUGAGAUUGAUCUGAAGUUAAACAAAAAACCACGAGCUGACUAUUAGAAGAUGCAUUAGUGCAGAAGCUUCCAGGCUAUAGAGCCCUGCUUCCCUUCUCCGACCUCACAAAGAUAAACAUCCCUCACCUGAGUGCGUGGCCAUCCACCUCUGCUCUCCCGGACCCAGUGCCUGUGACUCUAAGUAGUUUGUUCUAAAUGUGGUGACAAACAAGUCAUUUCUGUAAGACAUUGGAUCAUUUACUUUGUGUCAUUUUUAGUAACAGAACUUCAGGAAGACCAAGACAUGGUUGUAAUCCCAGCAAAUUGCUAACUGUGCAUUUCUCCCUUCUUAGAAUGAAUGUCUUCCCCCAAACUGGCUGGCACCAGCUUCAUCUGUGAUUCCCAUCGAGAAAUGUUCUCUGGUUUUGUUUUAUGCUAAAAGUAGAUGACAAGUCAUUUCAGAUGGAGGCUGUAAAUAUCUGGCAUGUUCUUAUUUUGUUUUGUGUGUUCUUAUUUUUCUAUUGUUGUUUUUACCAUCUUAUUUUCUUUUGGGACUUUUUGUAAUGCCUUUGUACAGUUCAUGCCUUCCCACUGACAUAUCUGAUAAUCUGUUUCAUGCAGUUGCCAAUAUUCUUAACUGAAAAUAAUCUGGCUUAUCAUAAGUAAAAUGGGAAACUUGGCUCUGUGGUUUUUUGCAAGAGGAGGUAAAGAGUGUUUAUUUAGUAAUUACCUAUCUUAAAUCUUUCUGAGUUGGAAGCAGAUUCAUGUUCAAGGAACAGGAAAAAUGGAAAACCACAAGUUUAAACCAAUCCUUUUAAAAUAGCUAUUUUUUAUUCUUUUGUAUAAAUAAAAUUUCACAGGCUUUGGCUUCUCAUACUUUACUUUUAAACCUGAGACUGGUUUUUCACUUAUUUUAUUUAUUCAUAUCAUGCCUUAUGGAAAUUUCUUUUAUAUAUAUAUAUAUAUUUUCUCUCUUUGCUGGUAUUUGCCUAAUUAAAUAUUGCUGUAAAAAUCAACAUGGCAUAUGGAAAGGCUCAAAAUUAUGCAAAAACCUGAUAAUGUGUGGAGUUCUUGAGUGGAGUGAAAGAUUGCAUCAGUGGGAGCCAGUGUUACCACCAGAUCUCCCAUCUUUAGAGGGGCUGAUGGACCGAGGAAUAUGCUGGUAAUUGCUGCCUGUCUCGAGUGCCCUGGUGAUCUGCCUCGGCUGCACAUUGAAAUCACCUGGAAGCUUAAAAAAAUAUCAGUGCCUGAGGUCUACCCCCAGAGACUUUGGGGUACAGCCUAGUUACUGGGAUUUCCUUUCAUGAGACCCUGGGAUUCUGAUAAGGAGCCAAGUUGAGGACCACUACGUUAGGAGACCUAAUGGUUUAAUUUCAGUCCUAUGUAUGAAUCAUUGUAAGGGUUAAGAUUUGGGGCCUGACCUUUCCUUUGACUCUGAUUAGUUAUAGUCCUUAUGCCCGUUCUUUGUAGGAAACAGUAUGUUCCAUUUGUGAUACUCUUGGUAGAGCUGAACAUGGAUGGCAUCUACUGUCAAAACAAGUCUACCUGUCAGUGUGCAAAAGCUUUUACUCUUGUUCUCAAAUAAACUUCUGGUUGUUUUUUGGUUU
This is a messenger RNA of Carlito syrichta (Philippine tarsier), 2056 nucleotides long. RefSeq names its product MYST/Esa1 associated factor 6 (gene MEAF6). NCBI's taxonomy places the organism in Eukaryota, Metazoa, Chordata, Mammalia, Primates, Tarsiidae. Gene Ontology annotation, cellular component: NuA4 histone acetyltransferase complex. The transcript has 7 exons. The annotation marks the transcript as partial. The record is from RefSeq and is a predicted model, not a curated record.